Molecule: messenger RNA, 993 nt
Organism: Kuraishia capsulata CBS 1993
Lineage: Eukaryota; Fungi; Ascomycota; Pichiomycetes; Pichiales; Pichiaceae
Exons: 1
Coding region: 1-993 (330 amino acids)
Biological process (GO): nucleophagy; autophagy of mitochondrion; autophagosome assembly
Cellular component (GO): cytosol; cytoplasmic ubiquitin ligase complex
Molecular function (GO): Atg8-family ligase activity
Source: RefSeq, a predicted model, not a curated record
AUGCUCAGAUCUACUAUUCGCUCCUGGAGGGAGUAUCUUACACCCGUUUCGCACGAAUCAACGUUCCGCAGCUCUGGUGAGAUUACGCCAGAGGAAUUUGUGGAGGCUGGCGAUUAUCUCGUUUACAAAUUCCCCACAUGGCAAUGGUCACCUGCCCCAGAGUCCAAGCGUAAGGACUUUCUUCCUGCGGAUAAGCAGUUCUUAGUGACGCGUCAUGUUCCGUCGUACGCGCGUUGCGAAGAUUAUCUUGAUGAGGACGCCGACGAUGGCGCGGAUGUGGAGGUUUCUGACGGUGAAGACGGUGAGGGAUGGACCGCAACUCAUCACCAGGCAUAUACGCGGAGCCACUGUCUUCCGGAGCAAGAGAGGAGACAUUCAGACGCGUAUGUGGGAAUGAAAGAGUCCAGUGAUGAUGAAUCUGCCAAUAACGAUAUUGACGAACUGAUCGAAGAGGAUGCAGAGGGAGGAGAUGCUGAAGCCCCAGGUGCCGGUGUUCCGGGUAUUAUUAACGGGCCGGUAGAUGAUCUGGUUCGGUACUACGAUCUGUACGUUGGGUACUCCACCUCCUACCGGGUUCCAAAGAUGUAUCUGGUAGGUUUCGACUACAAUGGGACUCCUCUUACUCCAGACGAGAUGUUUGAAGACAUCUCCAGUGAUUAUCGCAAGAAGACUGCUACAAUCGAGAAGGCGCCAUUUCUGUCGAACACAACCUCAGUGUCGAUACAUCCCUGCAAGCACGCUACAGUCAUGAAGGUGCUCAUGAACCGUGCUGCGAAGGCAGCCAAAGCAAAAUCGACAAAAUCCAUCACUUCUGGAGUUGCAAAAUUGGGACUGGCGGAUUCCGACUCCAAACAGUCGGACCAGGAUGACGAAUGGGAGGACGUUGAGGGUGAUGAGGUGGUUAGGGUCGAUCAGUAUCUGAUUGUUUUUCUUAAGUUCAUAUCGAGUGUGACUCCAGGCAUCGAGCAUGACUAUACUAUGGAUGCAUUUUAG